UUUCGGGGCAGCAACAUCGUCUCUCAGCUCCCCUCAUCGUUCAACGUGUCUUUUCCUCACCGUUUCUUUACGCGGAUACACGUUUGGAGAAAAGAUCUUUUAUGGUCCUGGCCGAAGAUUGCACGAUGUCUCGCACCGACGAGGUUCACCGAGUGACGGAAAAUGUCUACAAGACGAUCAUGGAGCAGUUCAACCCCUGCUUACGGAACUUUGUCGCCAUGGGGAAGACCUACGAGAAGGCCCUUGCCAAUGUGACAUUUGCUGCGAAAGGCUACUUUGACGCUCUGGUGAGAAUGGGCGAGCUGGCCAGCGAGAGUCAAGGAUCCAAAGAUUUGGGCGAUGUGCUGUUCCAGAUGGCCGAGGUCCACAGACAGAUCCAAGUGCAGCUGGAGGAGAUGCUGAAGUCUUUCCACAACGAGCUGCUGUCGGAGCUGGAGAAGAAGGUGGACCUGGACUCGCGCUACCUGACUGCGGCGCUGAAGAAGUACCAGGUGGAGCACAAGAACAAAGGCGAGAGCCUGGAGAAGUGCCAGGGGGAGCUGAAGAAGCUUCGCCGGAAGAGCCAAGGCAGCAAGAACCCGUCCAAGUACGGCGAGAAGGAGAUGCAGUUCGUGGAGACCAUCAGCAGCAAGCAGACCGAGCUGGACACCUUCAUCGCCGACGGCUACAAGACGGCCUUGUCCGAGGAGCGUCGCAGGUACUGCUUCCUGGUGGACCGCCAGUGCGCCGUGGCCAAGAACAGCAGCGCCUACCACGGCAAGGGUAAAGACCUUCUGACCCAGAAGAUCCCAGUGUGGCAACAGGCCUGUUCAGACCCCAACAAGCUCCCAGAGAGGGCCAUGCUCCUGGCCCAGCAGAUGGGCUCGGCCACCAUGAGCGGCACGAGCCCCCUGCACACUUCCAAAUCCAACCUGGUCAUCUCUGACCCCAUCCCCGGAGCUCAGCCCCUUCCUGUGCCCCCUGAGCUGGCCGUGUUCAUGGGCAGUGGCCUCGGGCACCAGGCGAGGCUGAUGGGCCCCGACGGCAUGUCCAUGGUCAACGGGACAACAGGAGUCCACGGUGAGGAAUACUGGACAGAUGGGGGGAACCUAUCCCAAGUCAGGCCUUCGUCUCCGCAGACCCAAGCGCAGGUGCAGUCCCAGGCUCAGCCCCAGAGACAGGUCAGCGACGUCUACUCCAACACCCUCCCUGUUCGCAGGCCAGCCCCCGCCAAGAACAAGAACCCAGUGGGGUCGUGGAUGAUCUGGAGACUAUUCCAGCUGACUUUGGGCGAGAGGCAGGGUGAGACACGGACCCUCCCCAGGUCCAGCUCCAUGGCGGCGGGCCUGGAGAAGAACGGACGCUCCCGCGUGCAGGCCAUCUUUUCGCACGCCGCCGGCGACAAUGGCACGCUGCUCAGCUUCUCCGAGGGUGACGUCAUCACCCUGCUUGUGCCCGAGGCCCGUGACGGCUGGCACUACGGCGAGAACGAGAAGAACAAAAUGCGUGGCUGGUUCCCGUUCUCCUACACACGAGUGCUGCCCGAGACCGACAGCGAGAAGCUCAAAGUGAACCUGCAUCACGGCAAGAGUAGCAGCACGGGCAACCUGCUGGAGAGCGACGCGUCCCUGCCCACGCCCGACUACGGCCUGACCGCCCGACUGUUGGCGCAGAGUCUCGCGCAGACCCGCCCGAGGCCCUACAGCAUGGCAGGCUUUGGCACUCAGCCUGCCAUUGAGGAUUAUGAUGGUCGCUUUGCCACAAGCGACCGCCCCAUGGAGGUCUUCCUCCGGCCCGCCUUCACCGACGACCGAUCUGCCACCAUCUUCUACUAGCGGCCUGCGAUAGCUCCUGUCUUGGCUUGUUGUUGUUUUUUUUUCAUUUCAUACAUAAACAUCUGAGGGGGGGGAAAUGGCCAAAGUUUGAAUGACUUGUUCAUUUACUUCUACGUUUGCCUAAUCUGUUAAUUUAACGACAUGUUGCAAUCUUAUGAGAAUGCGGUCCAAAUGUCGCGUAAAGAACUCGUAAAUGUCAAUAUUGUGACGAAAAGACAGUUUUCUGAGAAUGAUAGUCGCAAGAAAAGAUGACUUGAUUCUUGUGAUAUUGUGAUUUUCUCCCCCAUAUAGAAGCAGGAAAAAGGCCAACGUUGCAAGAGCCGUUUUCUUAACUUUGAUCUUAAUUUUAAUUACAAAAAUCAAGGAAUGGUAGUAAAACACCAAAAGUCUCAAUCUUGUGAGAAUAAAUGAAAAACAUUCCAAGAAGUCACAUUUGUAUGACAAUGAAGUUGUGAUAUUACAAGGGGGGGAACUUGCAAUAUUAGCACAAAUUGUCGUCUUUUCAUUGAAAAAAUACCCAUAAUAUUGUAACUCCUUUAUUUAAUAUUACAAAUAUAUUCUUGUAACAUAACAACUUAUUUUUGUACCAUUUCAACUUUUAUUCUUCUAAUUGUACGACUGUUUCACUAAACGUUUUUUUUCCCCCAAAGAAACAGAAAAAAAGAUCACCAUCAAAGCAAUACUCAUCAACUUGGAUGUUAAUUUCAUUUUAACCAUGGAAUUAAAGUAAUACAGCCCAAGAUGUUGAUUUAAAAAAACAACAAAAAAAGUUGGAAUUUUACAAGAAUAAGUGCAAUAAUGUGGCAAAAAAAAAAAGUGGUAGUUGUCAAAGAAUGAAAUAUUCAGAAGAGGGGGAAAGUGAAUAGUACGAGGAAAAAACAGGAUAAACAUUACUUUAUUCUCACAAUAUUGUGACUUUCACGUAAUUUACAAACGUAUUGCAGUAACUUUAUGAUUAUAUCCCUGUAACAUAACUAUUUUUUUUCUUGUAAUAUUACGAUUUGUUUUGUCCGCACCAGAAACGACGACGACUUUAUUCUCAUAAUAUAGCCACCACUUUUUUUUGUCACAGUUUUUUCUUUUCUUUUCUUUUCACGACGCCGCAUCGUUAUCGACGCUUCUACUGUGGUGUUUCUCUGGCGUGGCGCUUAUAACAUUUUAGUAUUCUUCUUGACAUUAAAGAGCAGCAGCAAUGAACUUUACACGUUUAUAGUUUUUAUAAGUGAGGUGGAAAAUCGGUGGGAGGAAAAUAUCACGAUGAGGUUUAUCGCUCACGGUACGGAAUUGAUAUCGUCGCUGUUUGAGGUCAAAGUACGUGCUGUAUUCUUAACGACCAAUGAAAACACGUUUUAUUACAACGUGUCCGCAAACACUUGGCAGCUUCACGACUUCCGUUUUUGAUGGCCGUUAAAGUGGACCCCCGCAUAUUCGCCGUUCGGGAUUCGCAAAUUCAACUAUUGGCGGAUUUUUGGAGGGGGAACCUAUCCCCCGUUGUUCACUUUUUAUUUUAUUUUUAUUUUAUAUAUUGACCCAAUCCUGCCUAUUUGUAAAAUUUUUGACAAUUGUUUUUUUUAAUGGCAAUUAAAAGGGAGCGUCAAUUAUUUGUAGAUUUUCACGGUUGGCCUCAGUCGUGAUCCCCCGCGCGAAUAGUCGGGGUCCGCUGUACUUCGUUUGAACAAAGUGUUUUCGACCUCGAUUAUCGUUAUCGCCGGCAAAAUAAUCGUAAUAAUACCGUGAGAUAUUCCCACCCCUUGUAAGUUGGAGUUGUAGCUGUGCAAUUUUUAUUUUCUUUUUUUUUUUUUUUGGUAGCUGAAAUGAACAUUUGGUGAAUCAAAUUGUGCUUAAGUUGCAAUAGUUUCUAAUUGCAUAUCCGGAGUAAUGUGGCAAUUGUGCCUUCCACUUUUUCUUUAUUUUUUUGUUACAUUUUUUUUUUUGCUGCUUAUGUAAAGCUACUUUUUUUUUUUUUUUUCCAGUUUCACCAAGAUAUGACUUUACAAUAACGCUCCUUUUCUCUUUUUAAUAUCAAUGAUAUGUAAUCUGCUGGCUAGAGGAGUGAGGUGAAAAUUUCAGCGCAUACGUAAAGGAAUUCUUUUAUUAUUCUGAUCAUUCUUAUUAGUUUUGAGGGAGUGGUACGUAGCUAAUCUCAUAAGGCGCAGUAUUAUCGCUUUUGAUCAUUGGUUCUCAGUAUUACAUGCUCAUCUGGAUUGUGAAGCAGAACGGCUGCGCGGGUCAAAGUGCAAAAAAUAGAAAUCGAGAUGUAUUGAAUGCUAUGAAUGAGUUUAUAGGACUGUCCAAUGAAAAGUAACCGUCAAGAAUAAGUCGAUGAUGAGUGCUUUACACUGAGGGAUUUAGGAAUCUUGCUUUUAUUGCCAUUUGGGAAGUAAGUUUCAAAUGUGUUUUUUGUUGUUGUUGUUUUUUUAUUUUCAUUUUAAAUAGCUUUCACUUAUUUCAUUUUCCACUUUUUGUGUCUGUUUGUAUUAUACCUGUUCUGUACAGAAAGCCCAUAAAUUAUCAAAAUAAAUCCCCGUGGAUAAACUUUUAA
Phycodurus eques (leafy seadragon) is the source of this 4356-nucleotide messenger RNA. It is a transcript of the gene baiap2a, whose product is annotated as BAR/IMD domain containing adaptor protein 2a. Gene Ontology annotation, molecular function: cytoskeletal adaptor activity; protein binding. The transcript has 15 exons. The record is from RefSeq and is a predicted model, not a curated record. NCBI's taxonomy places the organism in Eukaryota, Metazoa, Chordata, Actinopteri, Syngnathiformes, Syngnathidae. Gene Ontology annotation, biological process: plasma membrane organization; actin filament bundle assembly; positive regulation of actin filament polymerization. The coding region runs from base 102 to 1814 and encodes 570 amino acids. Gene Ontology annotation, cellular component: cytosol; nucleoplasm.